Choloepus didactylus (southern two-toed sloth) is the source of this 5846-nucleotide messenger RNA. It is a transcript of the gene ZC3H7B, whose product is annotated as zinc finger CCCH-type containing 7B. The transcript is spliced from 23 exons. The coding region runs from base 261 to 3242 and encodes 993 amino acids. NCBI's taxonomy places the organism in Eukaryota, Metazoa, Chordata, Mammalia, Pilosa, Megalonychidae. The record is from RefSeq and is a predicted model, not a curated record. Gene Ontology annotation, molecular function: miRNA binding; metal ion binding; protein binding. Gene Ontology annotation, biological process: miRNA processing.
CAGGGAAGCGGCGUCUCCAGCGGGUGCUGCCGCGACCGGCCGGCCGAGGGGGCUGGAAAUGAAAGUAAAGCGCUCCGGAGCCACAUGGACGGAGCUGCCGGGGCGGCGGCGCCGGGAGCAGGAUGCUGCCGCCCGUAAUUAAAUAGCAUUUACUCUUAUUAUUACUAAUAAUAAUAACGUAAUCAUACCUCUAGUCAUAGCAUACCAUUUAUCAGGCUCGGCGCAGGCCCGCGGGGGAGCGCAGCCCGGCCGAGAGACUGAUGGAGAGGCAGAAACGGAAAGCGGAUAUUGAGAAGGGGCUGCAGUUCAUUCAGUCGACACUACCCCUAAAGCAAGAAGAAUAUGAGGCCUUUCUGCUCAAGCUGGUGCAGAAUCUGUUUGCCGAGGGCAAUGACCUGUUCCGGGAGAAGGACCACAAGCAGGCCCUGGUGCAGUACAUGGAGGGGCUGAACGUGGCCGACUACGCUGCCUCUGACCAGGUGGCCCUGCCCCGGGAGCUGCUGUGCAAGCUAUACGUCAACAGGGCUGCCUGCUACUUCACCAUGGGCCUGUAUGAGAAGGCGCUGGAGGACAGCGAGAAGGCGCUGGGCCUGGACGGCGAGAACAUCCGGGCACUGUUCCGCAAGGCGCGGGCGCUCAACGAGCUGGGCCGCCACAAGGAGGCCUACGAGUGCAGCAGCCGGUGCUCCCUCGCCCUGCCCCACGAUGAAAGCGUCACUCAGCUUGGCCAGGAGCUGGCUCAGAAGCUUGGGCUGCGAGUCCGGAAGGCAUAUAAGAGGCCCCAGGAAUUGGAAACCUUUUCUCUGCUCAGUAAUGGCACUGCGGCUGGUGCGGCAGAUCAGGGGACGUCCAAUGGAUUGGGGUCCAUAGACGACAUCGAGACAGACUGCUUCGUGGACCUGCGCGGCUGCCCGGCCCCCAUCCACUCGGCCCCCAUGAUGCCCCUGUUCCCUCAUGUUCUGGACCUGCUGGCCCCCCUGGACAGCGGCAGCAGGGCCCUGCCCGGCCCUGAGAGCCUGGACGACUUCCCAGAUGGGGACGUCUUUGGUCCAGAGCUGGACACCCUCCUGGACUCGCUGUCUCUGGUCCAGGGCGGCCUGCCCGGCAGCGGCAUGCCCAGUGAGGUGCCCCAGCUGAUCCCCGUGUUCCCCGGCGGGACCCCGCUGCUGCCGCCUGUGGUGGGCGGCUCCAUCCCCGUCUCCAGCCCGCUGCCCCCUGCCUCCUUCGGCCUCGUCAUGGACCCCUCCAAGAAGCUGGCCACCUCCAUGCUGGAUGCCCUCGACCCCCCAGGCUCCGCACUGGACCCCCUGGGCCUGCUGCCGUAUUCCGAGACCCGGCUGGAUGCCCUCGACAGCUUCGGGUCCACCCGCAGCUCCCUGGACAAGCCUGACUCCUUCUCCCUGGAGCCAGGGCGGGUGACCCCUGUAUCUUCUUCCUGCCCAGAGGAGACCAACUCGCAGGACCAUCGCCCCCCAAGCGGUGCUCAGAAACCAGCCCCCUCGCCAGAGCCCUCCAUGCCCAACACCGCCUUGCUCGUCAAGAACCCCUUGGCUGCCACCCACGAGUUCAAGCAGGCCUGCCAGCUCUGCUACCCCAAGACAGGCCCCAGGGCGGGAGACUACACGUACCGGGAGGGCCUGGAGCACAAGUGCAAGCGGGACAUCCUGCUGGGCCGCCUGCGGAGCGCCGAGGAUCAGACCUGGAAGCGGAUCCGGCCCCGGCCCACCAAGACCAGCUUCGUGGGCUCCUACUACCUGUGCAAAGACAUGAUUAACAAGCAGGACUGUAAGUACGGGGAUAACUGCACCUUCGCCUACCAUCAGGAGGAGAUCGCCGUGUGGACGGAGGAGAGGAAGGGCACCCUCAACCGCGACCUGCUCUUCGACCCGCUGGGGGGCGUCACACGCAGCAGCCUCACCAUCGCCAAGCUCCUAAAGGAGCACCAGGGCAUCUUCACCUUCCUCUGCGAGAUCUGCUUUGACAGUAAACCCCGGAUCAUCAGCAAGGGCACCAAGGACUCUCCGUCCGUCUGCUCCAACCUGGCAGCCAAGCACAGCUUCUACAACAACAAGUGCCUGGUGCACAUCGUCCGCUCCACCUCCCUCAAGUACUCCAAGAUCCGCCAGUUCCAGGAGCACUUCCAGUUUGACGUGUGCCGCCACGAGGUGCGCUACGGCUGCCUGCGGGAAGACAGCUGCCACUUCGCCCACAGCUUCAUCGAGCUCAAGGUCUGGCUGCUGCAGCAGUACUCAGGCAUGACCCACGAGGACAUCGUCCAGGAAUCUAAGAAAUACUGGCAGCAGAUGGAGGCCCACGCGGGGAAGGCUGGCAGCAGCUUGCAGGGCGCCCCCCGGACCCACGGGCCCAGCACAUUUGACCUGCAGAUGAAGUUUGUGUGUGGGCAGUGCUGGAGGAACGGGCAGGUGGUGGAGCCUGACAAGGACCUCAAGUACUGCAGUGCCAAGGCCCGGCACUGCUGGACCAAGGAGCGGCGGGUCCUCCUGGUGAUGUCCAAGGCCAAGAGGAAAUGGGUGUCGGUGCGGCCGCUGCCGUCCAUCCGCAACUUCCCGCAGCAAUAUGACCUCUGCAUCCACGCACAGAACGGCCGCAAGUGCCAGUACGUGGGCAACUGCUCGUUCGCACACAGCCCCGAGGAGCGGGACAUGUGGACCUUCAUGAAGGAGAACAAGAUCCUGGACAUGCAGCAGACCUAUGACAUGUGGCUGAAGAAACACAACCCAGGGAAGCCCGGGGAGGGGACCCCCAUUGGCUCUCGGGAAGGGGAGAAGCAGAUCCAGAUGCCCACGGACUACGCGGACAUCAUGAUGGGCUACCACUGCUGGCUCUGCGGCAAGAACAGCAACAGCAAGAAGCAGUGGCAGCAACACAUCCAGUCCGAAAAGCACAAAGAGAAGGUCUUCACGUCCGACAGCGAUGCCAGUGGCUGGGCCUACCGCUUCCCCAUGGGCGAGUUCCGGCUCUGCGACAGGCUCCAGAAGGGCAAGGCCUGUCCGGACGGGGACAAGUGCCGCUGCGCCCACGGGCAGGAGGAGCUCAACGAGUGGCUGGACCGGCGCGAGGUGCUGAAGCAGAAGCUGGCCAAGGCCCGCAAGGACAUGCUGCUGUGCUCCCGGGACGACGACUUUGGCAAAUACAACUUCCUGCUGCAAGAGGACGGGGACGCUGCUGGGGCUGCCCCAGAAGCCCCUGCCGCCACUGCUGCUGCCACCACCGGGGAUUAGGGCCAGGUCUUGGCCACGGGCAAAGUCCUGGGGACAGGGGGCAGGGGUGAGGACACAGGGCCUGACAGAGGGGCCAGGGCUGGCCAAGGAAGGGGUGGGCUUGCCCUCCUCAGGCAGCCCCCAGCCCCCCAGGUUCCCGUCCUCCUCUCUGUCCCCACUGCCCCAGGUGUGCGUACCCAGGUGCACGAGCUGCAGCUCCGAGCGUUCCCAGGGGCCUCCCACCCCCCACCCCCAUGGCUCUCCUGGUUGGGGAGGGACAGGCCUGGCUGCCCCUCCAGCCUCAGCCUUCAGCUUUAACUUCGGUCUGCUCCUAAAGGGGGCCCAAGCUCAGGGCUGGGGAGCCUGGGGUCCCCACUUGAAUCUGCAGCGGGAGGGCCCUUCUCCCUGCCCUACCCCACCCCAGCCCCUCCCUGGAGGGAGAUCAGGACGCAACAGAGUGCAGGAGGCCCCACUUAGCUUUAAAAUGCAGCCCCAGGAUGGAGCUGGGGACCCUGUACUGGUCGCCCGCCCUCCGGGGCUCAGUUUCCCCUCUGGUUGGGAGGCAUGGAGCCUGACCGAGGAGCCUGGGUUCUGUAAGGGCACCACCCAGCCCCUGUCCCUCCUGGGCCAUAGGAUGGAGAUGGCCGAGCCAUGGAGCCUUUGGAGGUGACUCAGCCCAGAGCCCUGUUUCUUGUCUGGGAACCCUGAGGCCGGGAGGGGAACAGCCCCCUGCCCAGGGUCUCCAGCCCCCGGCAUAAGGCAGCACUGAGGUGAAAACAGUGGUCAAAUGACUUACCCAGUUACCGGCUGAAGCCUCCAGGCUGCUCGUUAGAGACGUGACGGUCCCCAAGUCGGUGUGUGACGGGGUUGGGGGGUGCAGGGGGAGGUUGGUCGUGACACCCCUCCGGGGGUGGCUGUGGGGGGCAGCAGAGGUCACCUGCCUGCCAAGAAUCCCAGUGCUGACUGCCUGCCUCGGGGGAGGUGGCGGAGGGCAGGGCACCUGGGAGCUCAGGUUCUGCACGGGGAGGGGGCGAGGAGAGAAGGGUCAGCCCUGGGUGUCGUGGGCCGCCCUGGGAGAGGACACAGCCCCUCCUUCUUGGGGCUCCAGUAUGGUCCUCUCCCUUUUCUCCCCUAGACCCAGACAAACAAUUAAGACUCCCUACCCCAGCCCCUCCUUAGUCCCUGGCCCCACCAGCUGCCUGGGACCCCAGCUGACCCCCAGCCCCUGCCCCCCUCAACGAGCCCUCUCCCAUCCCUCUCGUCUGACAUGUCUGCGUGCACCCCCUCCUCUCCAUUCCACCCCCAUGGGCAGAUCCGGCCUCCCCUGGUUCCCCAGACAUUCCAGAACGUCCCGCGCUAUUGGCACAAGGAGUGGGGCACCCCCAGAAGGAACCAUGGACUGAGGCUGGGUGGAGGGAGUGAGAUGGAGAGAACGGAAUACCCCUUACUUCUCCUCCAGCAAGGGUUGGCACCAUGUUGAUGACAAAAUGACGGGCUUCCAGGCUGCAGGGAACCUGUUCCUCUUGCCGCCACUGCCCGGCCUUUCCCCGAUAAUCAUGGCAUGCACCCUGUCCUCUCCCCAGCACCCCCCAGCCGGCCAGCACCGCAGCCUUCGGGUGCUGGUGGCGUGGCUGGUGAGGAGGAGAGCCCACACCCAGGCGGAGCCGUGGCCGUGAAUGUCAGUGACACUUGUUCCCCAACCCGUGGUGUUGCAGUCUGUCGUCACCAGCCUUGUUCUUAGUGUGUAUAUAUGUCGCCCCCGUGAUGCAUAUAUACACAGGUAUUAAAUAUAUCACUCUAUAUAAUAUUAUAUAUGUGUGUGGUAUCCAAGAGAUCACUUCUACUGAGGGCUAAAGAUUAAGGACUUGGCCAGGAAAUGCAGCCAUCCUGGUGUGAUUCGGAGGUUUUUUGGGGGGUCACCAGCAGGCCAUAUGCAAGGAGACUGGAACCAGAGCUGUGGGUCAGAGGUGAAUUGGGCAGUGGGAUGGGCACGGCUCCCGCCUGGGUCCAGCUCUGCCUGAAAGCCCCCAGCUCUCCCCAGCCUGGCAGGGCGAGAGUGCAAGUGCUCAGGGAAAGAAAAUGACUUGUUGGCUCCCACGCUAUGGGACAAGUUUGGAGUCCAGGUUUUUCUUCUCCAGUCUGUUAUCUGUCUGUGGUCCCUUGGGAUCCAGGGGUGCCUGGUCUGACCAAAGCUGGUUCACCCCCAGGACUGGGAAGAGCGAGAGAGGCAGGGAGUGUCUGGGGGUGGGUGGGAGGAAAACAAGAAAACGUUUUUAAUGAUGAGGUUAUUUUGGCUGUGACCCCCCCCAAGGCCCCUGGCUGGGAGGCUCUGGGAUUUGAAUCAGGGGCCUGUGCCCACUCCUAGCAGGCAGGGACAAGAUGGCAGUGGGAUUGGGGUGCCCCUAAUGGGGGUGUCCCUUUGUGGUGGGGGGCCCGGGGAAGGAUGCUGCAUUUCUCAUCUGGACAGUAAUGGAUUCAACAGUCCUUUAAAAAUGUCUGUGUAUUAAAAUUUUAAGAAUACCACACUUUAAUAUUAAAUAUUCAAAAGGUCUAGUAUCUUGAUAAUAAUGUAGAUGUUUUAAUAACAAUUUUUGUCCUUCUUAAAAUAAAAUGAAAGAAACUUGC